Messenger RNA from Guillardia theta CCMP2712, 513 nucleotides. RefSeq lists its product as hypothetical. The record is from RefSeq and is a predicted model, not a curated record. The annotation marks the transcript as partial. The transcript has 5 exons. NCBI's taxonomy places the organism in Eukaryota, Cryptophyceae, Pyrenomonadales, Geminigeraceae.
UGCACGGCCUGCCCCGCCGGGACCUUCAAGCCAUUCACGGGACCAAGUGACUGUACUGAAUGCCCACCGGGGCAGUUCUCUCCCUCCGAUGCCUCCUCUUCUUGUAUUGACUGCGCCCCGGCUGGCUACACUGGGAUGGCCGGAUCGGAGUGCGCGGCGUGCCAAGAGGGAAAAUUCAAACCCACGACAGGGAGCGGGGACUGCACGGGCUGCCCGGGAGGGUCGACCUCCCCGAUCGCCUCCGUCGAGGCCUGCAUCUGCGACGCCGGGUCAUAUCUUCGCGCACCGAGCUUCUGCUCCGACUGCCCGCUCGAUACCUACAAAGCUACGGUCGGGAACGAGGCAUGGAAGUGCACGGUGUGUCAAAAAGGAUACUACAAGGACACCAUUUCCAACCGUGUGUGCGAGGCGUGCCCUGCAUCCGAGGCCAACGGCUCCAACACCUCCCUCACCUGCCAGAACUGCUCGGCGGGCUACCAUGCCCCCUCCCCCGGAACCUCCUCCUGCCUCAUC